CAUUUUUUCCAUAUUGUUCUUUAUUAUUAUUUGAUAUUAACAAAAAAUAAUUUUUCUUGUUCAUGUUUUAAACGAAAUCCACUUUUCAAAUAUACAAAAAAACGCUCCGAAGAAAAUUUCUUAAAACCCUAAAAUUUUGAUCAAAUUAAAAAAAAAAAACCAAAUUGCUGUAUCUAAUCAAUGGCGAAUCUUCCAAUCGUGCAAUUCGAGAAGAAAAUCAUAGAAACAGUGGAGCAGAAUCUAGUGGUGGUGAUAAUAGGAGAGACCGGUUCGGGAAAGAGCACUCAGCUCUCUCAGAUGCUCCACCGAAAAGGCUACACCGAUUCCGGAAUCGUCGCAGUCACUCAGCCCCGCCGCGUGGCUGCCGUCUCCGUUUCCAGGCGAGUUGCGCAGGAGCUUGGUGUUAGGCUUGGGGAAGAAGUAGGUUAUGCUAUUCGGUUUGAAGAUAGGACUUCGGAAAGAACACAAAUCAAAUACCUUACUGAUGGAGUGCUCCUUCGUGAAAGUCUGUCGAACCCGGAACUUAAUCAGUAUUCUGUUAUUAUUUUGGAUGAAGCCCACGAGAGGAGUCUGAACACGGAUAUUUUGCUGGGGUUGAUGAAACGUUUGGUUAAAAGACGCGCCUCCAAUUUAAAAGUUCUGAUCACAUCUGCAACCCUUGAUGGUGAAAAAGUGUCCAAAUUCUUUUCAGAUUGUCCCUUGUUGACUGUCCCGGGAAAAUUAUUUCCUGUGGAAAUAUUCUACAGCAAGGAGCGCCCUGCAAGCUAUCUUGAGUCUUCACUAAAAACAGCUCUUGAUAUACAUGUUCGGGAACCAGAGGGUGACAUCUUAAUAUUCAUGACUGGACAGGAUGAUAUAGAGAAGUUGGUAUCAAAGCUGGAGGAGAGAGUUCAGAGUCUAGAGGAAGGCUCCUGCAUGGAUGCCAUAAUCCUUCCCCUCCAUGGUUCCUUGCCACCUGAAAUGCAGGUGCGUGUAUUCAGUCCUCCACCUCCAAACUGUAGGCGUUUUAUUGUUGCCACAAACAUAGCUGAAACUUCUUUGACAGUUGAUGGUGUUGUGUAUGUUAUUGAUUCUGGUUAUGUAAAGCAACGGCAAUACAACCCUUCAACUGGAAUGUAUUCCCUUGAUGUUGUUCAAAUUAGCAAGGUACAAGCUAAUCAACGUGCAGGACGAGCUGGAAGAACACGUCCUGGGAAGUGUUACCGUUUAUACCCAUCCAGGGUUUAUAACGAUGAAUUCCUUGAUGUAACAGUUCCUGAAAUACAGCGAUCUUCUCUUGCUGGCAGUGUUCUUUAUCUAAAGUCGUUGGAUCUCCCUGAUAUCGAUAUUCUAAAGUUUGAUUUUCUCGAUCCCCCUUCUACUGAGUCAUUAGAAGAUGCUUUAAAGCAACUCUAUCUGAUUGAUGCUAUUGAUGAAAAUGGAUCAAUCACAAGCAUUGGGCGAACAAUGGCCGAGCUCCCAUUGGAACCUUCACUUUCGAGAACCUUAAUUGAGGCAAAUGAAUAUGGUUGCUUAUCCCAGGCUCUUACUGUUGCUGCCAUGUUAUCAGCAGAAACAAAUUUGCUUCCUGGUCGAAGCAAGAGUAAUGAGAAGAAAAGGAAACACUCUCCUUUGGACCUUCCUGAUGGUUCUGGUUUUGGUGAUCACAUCCAGUUGUUACAGAUCUUUGAAUGCUGGGAUGAAAAUGACUAUGAUAUUGGCUGGUGCAAAGAUUAUGACUUGCAGGUGCGAGGAAUGACAUUUGUCAAAGAAGUUCGAAAGCAGUUAUCUCAGAUAAUGCAGAAGAUAGCAAAGGGGUCUUCAGAUGUUCAAGCAAAUCAAAAUCGGAAAGGACACCAGAAUUAUAGGAAUUUGAGGAAGGCAUUGUGCAUAGGCUAUGCAAGUCAGCUUGCUGAGCGGAUGAGGCAUCAUAAUGGCUAUCGAACACUGGGUUUUAAGUCCCAACUAGUGCAGGUGCAUCCUUCCUCUGUGCUAAGGCCAGAUGACGAUGGAUUAUAUGCAAAUUAUGUUGUCUACCAUGAACUUAUUGCUACUUCACGCCCAUACAUGCGCAAUACGUGUGCUGUGGAGAGGCAAUGGGUGAUACCGAUUUUAGAGAAGCUUGAGAAACUUAAUGUCAGUAAAUUAAGUGGUGGUGGAUUGGGUCAUGUAGAAGAGGGAACUGAAGGAAACAUGUUAGACUUGCCGAAAGGGAAAGCUGAUAUUGUUACAGCUCCUGAAGAUCGCGAAAGUAAAAUUCAGGCAGCUAGGGAACGCUUUCUUGCUCGCAAGGGAAAGAAAUGAGCUUGGAUAUUGUGUUACCGCUGCAGUGGCUGCUUGGUUACUCAUGGGGCCUGCCAAUUUUGAAAAAGGUUGACGAGAAGGAGAAUCAUGUUUGCUUUCUCUCCCGGUUCCUAAUAUUUAUUCGUUUGAACUCUGCCAAUAGCAUGCAAACCGUAUACUCCUUUCGUCCCAUUUCAAGUGUUCACUUUUCUUUUCUGGGAGGUCCCAAAAUGAAGUCUUUUUUCCAUGAUUAGGCCCCGGUAAAUGAGAGUUCGGCGCACUGCUUACAGCAUGCUGCUGGAGGUAACUUUACACUGUAUUUUGAUUACUUCGGGUGAAGCUGCAAAUUUUAUUCCUUCACACAAAAUCACAAGAGUUUGGAUAUAAGCUGAUGGUGGGAUUAUCUCUACUGUUGAUGUGAUUCUUGUUUAAUAUACCCUAUAAUUGUAACAAAUUUCUUUGCAUCCACAGAUGGAAUGAAGAUGGGAUAAAGGCUAAGUUUACCGUCACUUUUUUCCUUUCAUUGAACUGAGUUCCAUUAAUUUGCUCCGAAGGAGAUGGAGAAAUGUCAGCAUUAGGUCACCGCAAGACGAUGGGAUUUGCUAAAUUUGCCUGGGAUGCUAAAAGAUCAGGUUGACAGUCCAAUGCCAGGUAGUGGGCCUUGCUUUAAGGAAAUAGGAAAUGGGAAUUUCAGAGGGGAUCUAAUCACACAAUCCAAUGCCCUGAAUUUUCCAUCAUACUCCAUAGAAGGUUUUCUAUCUAGCCCCUGACCAAAAAGAGUAAUUUGCAUCGAAAUCCACCAAUGUUUAUCUGACAAAUAUCCAGAGCACCUAGGUAAACGGGCUUGGUUGGGCCAAGGAAAUGUAAAGGAUGAGUGGCUCAACUUGGAUAGUUAUGAUUGGGUUUAGCUCAUAUGAUUCGAACCCAUUUAUAUGUUUUACAAACUUUCUUUUCUUUUUUAAAAAAAAAAAUCUUGAGCGAUGAAAUAAGUAGAUCCGAUGACAUA
Durio zibethinus is the source of this 3268-nucleotide messenger RNA. RefSeq names its product RNA helicase family protein. Gene Ontology annotation, cellular component: intracellular anatomical structure. Gene Ontology annotation, molecular function: ATP hydrolysis activity; ATP binding; RNA binding. Lineage: Eukaryota; Viridiplantae; Streptophyta; Magnoliopsida; Malvales; Malvaceae. The record is from RefSeq and is a predicted model, not a curated record.